Molecule: messenger RNA, 405 nt
Organism: Vigna angularis (adzuki bean)
Lineage: Eukaryota; Viridiplantae; Streptophyta; Magnoliopsida; Fabales; Fabaceae
Product: proline-rich receptor-like protein kinase PERK2
Exons: 1
Coding region: 1-405 (134 amino acids)
Source: RefSeq, a predicted model, not a curated record
AUGGAUAACACAUCACCCAUAUCUUCUAACACACCACCAACUUCUUCAACUCCAUGGAUCCCAAACCCUACACCUACACUUACUCCCCUUGAGAAUCCUCCCCCACUUUCACCAAAUGCUCCGCCACCUUCUUCACCUCUGGAGAUCGCUACUUCUGGAUCGACCUCUGCGGCGGUCCGGUUGACUACGGCCCCGCAAUCUCCGAUGACGGCAUCAUCCCCCGCGACGAGUUUCACCCCCUCGCCGCUGUCCACGGCCGUCCCAAAUCAAGCAAGGCCUGCGUCGCCGACUUCGCCUCCCUCAUCUGGAGUGCCUACAAUGUCUUCCUCCCUCCCUCUAGAUACCUAUUCUAUUCGAGAAUUCCCUCAGCGUCCAGUUCCUCCACAUCCACAGCGAUUUCGAUAG